UAAUUUUUUAAAAAUACACACACGCACACGCAUACAGAGGCAUACAUGCGCACACAUACACAUGUAUUUCGUUUGCUGUGUAAACUUUUCUAGUUGAUUGCUUCCUUAAGCAAAUAGUGGGGACAAGUAUUCAAAUAUGGCUUUGUAGCUAAGAAGAUAUACAUUCAUGCAGGCGCAAUGUACUGUUUGGUAUUUCUUAUAUUGUUUUGAAUCAUGUUGGUGGUAUAUUUUGUAUUCACAUGUAUAAAAUAAAAUUGCUAAACCCAGGUCAUGCCAAGAAGAUACAUAGUAGAGGAAAAAGACUUAGAAGCUAGGAAGGGAAUGGGAAAAGAGAAAGGACAGGAGAAGCAAGAGAAUGGAAAGUUGCUCCCCUUCUACAGAGAAGUGGCAAAAAUCACCAAGUGCACAGUGUAACUAACUGACUUUCUUGUAAAAACUAGCAAAAGGCUGAGCUUUAUCACCUAGAUGACUUGGGCAUGAAAUAGAAACAACACAUUAUAACCCAGGUGAUCUCUGAGUUACACUUAAUUUCUCCCUCCACAGGUCAGUGGUUCUCAAAUUUUAGUGUGGUACCAAAUAGCCCUACUCUCAGAGAUUGUGAUUCAAUAGGUUCUAGGUAGGGUCCAGGAAGGCAUUUUUAACAGGCUCCUGGGGUGAUUCUAAUGCAAGUGGCCUGGAUUAGAGAAACUGUUCCCUACACCAUCAUCUUUUGGUAAGUAUUUCGUAAAUCUGGGAGAAGUCAAACACAACCAUGAAUUAUAUAGCAAGCUUAAGCUCAGAUUGUGUACCAUGGAGCCACUGAAGAAAUACUUCUAACCUAUUGGCUUCCUAAAGUAGAAGAUUCCUGAGCUGAGUUUUACAGGUUAAGAAUGAUGCAGUCACAUGAAAAGGAUGGCUGGAGGGGGCUCACAGACCUUGGACAGGGAUCAAAGGCACAGAGGUAAGAAACAGCAGGUGUGUUCAGGGCGAAGUCUCUGGAGAGUUAAGUGGGAACCAGAUGGUGAGAGAUGAGAUGGGGGGUAUGCAGAGGCCACACAGAGAACCUUGGACUUCUAUAGGGUAAGGAUUUGACGGGGUGGGAGGGGGAGCAAUGGAGAACAAGGCAGAUUUGCAUUUUAAUAAGAUCACUAGUGACUGAACAGGAGAUAAACACAAGGACAGGAAGAUUGUCCUUUCAAUCAAUAGGAAUUCAAGAAACCAAAUCCACAAAUGGGCAAUGGUUUGAGAAGCCUCGAUUACAUAUUUUCACUGUAACAAUUUGCAUUUCAGAGUGACUCGGACAAAAUGAUCAUUGGAGAAAUGAGGGAAGGGUAAAAUCUUGCCUUCUGAGUUACAAGUAUUCUGCCCUGUACCUGACAGCUAUUAGAUGUUCAAGAUCACUCGCCAAGAGUUGAGAUUACAGAUAUCCUGCCAAAAUGAUUUCUUCAAAGCCCAGACUUGUCGUGCCCUAUGGCCUCAAGACUCUACUGGAGGGAGUCAGCAGAGCCGUUCUCAAAACCAAUCCGCCAAACAUCACCCAGUUCGCUGCAAUUUAUUUUAAAGAACUUAUUUUGUUUCGAGAAGGAAAUGCUUCCAUGGACAUAAAAGAACUGGUUAAACAAUUUCAUCAGAUUAAAGUUGAGAGGUGGUCACAAGGAACGACACUAGAGAAGAAACCAGAACGUGUAAAAGAACCAGAAAAAGCAUCUGUAAUUUCCCCAGAACCUACACGGAAGGAAAAAUCUACGGACACAGAGGAGGACAAUAUAUCCAAACCACUGUUUAGCAACAAAACCACCCAGUUUCCGUCAGUUCAUGCGGAACUCUCAGAGCAUGUGGACAUACCUGAAAUAGUCUAUGGUUCUUCUUCCAAACCAUCCACUCCUAAGGUUACCACCCCACCCUCAUCACCAUCUCCAGCAGCUGUCCCACCAGAGUUUGCCUAUGUUCCAGCUGACCCAGCUCAGUUUGCUGCCCAGAUGUUAGGUAAAAUUUCGUCUGUUCGUUCUGAUCAAUCUGACGUUUUAAUGGUGGACGUGGCAACAAGUAUGCCUGCUCUUUCUGAGGAGGUGCUGAGCUCAGAGGCUUCUGAAGAUACUGUGGUGUCCCCUCCUCUUGUGUGUUCUGGAGAGGUGGUAGCAAUGCAGGUUCUGAGCCAAACGUCUGUCCAUGUAGAUACAGGUCCUAAACCCAAAGACGAUGAGGCUGAACCAUCAACGGCUUCCCCACUCCCCUUGCAGGAUGAACAAGAACCUCCUGCUUAUGAUCAACCUCCUGAAGUCCCUUUUCAGGCUGAUAUUCAGGUUACAUCAACCCUUCAUAUAUCAUCUAUAUAUAAUGAUGUGCCUGUGACUGAAGGAGUUUUUGUCGAGCAAAUGCCAGAACAAAUAGUUAUCCCUUUUACUGAUCAAGUUGCUUGUCUUAAAGAAAACGAGCAGUCACCACCAGUUAGUCCAAAACCUGUAGCAACCAAGACAGCCUCAGGCAUGUCUGCAGAAUCGGUAAAUUCUGCAAAACUCGCGGUACAGUUGGAGGAGGAUGAAAAACAUGUGUCCUCAGUACAUUUGGAGGCAGAAGGAACAGUUCUGCUCUCUGACACCUCUUUGAAAGGUCUGCAAGAGGUGGCUGCACAAUAUGCAGAGGGCUCUGUCCAGUCAGUGGGUUCUGAGAAAUCUCUGCACCUUGAAAUGGAGGUCAGUGCUGUAGUCUCUGAUGAUACUGGGCAGGAUGAGUCAUGGGAAAACUCUGCCCCCCUGGAGAUGGAGGCCAACCCUGUGUUCUCUGGGGGAUCUGCAAAAGAUGUACACUCAAGUACAUCUGUAAAAUCAUCUAGUGGCUCCCCCAAUCCUGUUCCAGAAGGUCUUACAGAACCAGAAAUCGAACCAGAAGAGGAAGCAGCACCUGAACAAGGUUUGAUGGAGCCAGCGAUAGCAGCAAGCGAAGCAGGACAACCACCACCAUAUUCUAACAUGUGGACCCUUUAUUGUCUAGCUGAUAUGAAUCAACAAAGUCGCCCAUCACCGCCACCUGCACCUGGGCCUUUACCCCAGGCAACCCUCUAUUUAUCUAAUUCUAAGGAUCCACAGUUUCUGCAGCAUCCACCGAAAGUUACUUCUCCAACUUAUGUGAUGAUGGACGACACCAAGAAGACCAGUGCGCCACCUUUUAUUUUAGUAGGCUCAAAUGUUCAGGAAGCACAGGAUUGGAAACCUCUUCCUGGACAUGCUGUUGUUUCACAGUCAGAUACCUUGAAGAGAUAUGCUGCAGUACAAGUACCCAUUGCUGUUCCUGCAGAUCAAAAAUUCCAGAAACAUACCCCAAAUUCCCAGAAUGCUAGUCCUCCUACAAGUGGACAAGAUGUCCCCCGACCACAAAGCCCAGUUUUUCUUUCUGUUGCUUUCCCAGUAGAAGAUGUAGCCAAAAAAAGUUCAGGAUCUGGUGACAAACGCACUCCCUUUGGAAGUUACGGUAUUGCUGGAGAAAUUACCGUGACUACUGCCCAUGUUCGCAGAGCAGAAACUUAAAACUGAUGCUGAAAAUGACGUUGUCUGAGUCGUCAUUCAAGGUGGAGUCUACCACCAAGCGUACUAUUUCAAUAAACUUCAUGCAAGCAUA
Messenger RNA from Trichechus manatus latirostris (Florida manatee), 3594 nucleotides. It is a transcript of the gene CABYR, whose product is annotated as calcium binding tyrosine phosphorylation regulated. Bases 1416 to 3503 code for a protein of 695 amino acids. The record is from RefSeq and is a predicted model, not a curated record. Lineage: Eukaryota; Metazoa; Chordata; Mammalia; Sirenia; Trichechidae. Gene Ontology annotation, biological process: sperm capacitation. Gene Ontology annotation, molecular function: calcium ion binding. Gene Ontology annotation, cellular component: cytoplasm; sperm fibrous sheath. The transcript has 6 exons.